AUGACGCACCUGCCGGACUGGUCGUAUCGGCUCCGCACCUCUCUCGUCUCGGUCGCCUUCCCGAGCGGUCUCACCUCCAUCGGCGAAGGCGCCUUCAUCGGCUGCUCCGCCCUCGUCUCUAUCAACCUCCCUGCCAGCCUUACCUCCAUCGGCAACGAAGCCUUCGCCAGCUGCUCCUCCCUGACCACCAUCACGCUGCCGCUGCCCGAUGGCCUCUCGAUUGGCGACGGUGCCUUCUUCGACUGCCCCCUCGACGACGAAGCGAAGGCAGCAGUGCGGGCCAUCAACUUUUGGGCGGUGCGGCCUCCAAUCGACGCGCAGGGGCACGCAACCGUGCCGGAGGGCCUCACCACCAUCACAAGCAGCGCCUUCUCCGACUGCUCCUCCCUCGUCUCCGUCACCCUCCCCGCCGGCCUCGUCUCCAUCGGCAGCCACGCCUUCGAGCGCUGCUCCGCCCUCUCCUCCGUCACCCUCCCUGCCAGCCUCACCUCCAUCGGCAGCCACGCCUUCGAGCGCUGCUCCGCCCUCACCUCCAUCACCUUCCCCGCCAGCCUCACCUCCAUCGGCAGCAGCGCCUUCUACCGCUGCUCCGCCCUCUCCUCCGUCACCCUCCCUGCCAGCCUCACCUCCAUCGGCAGCAGCGCCUUCUACCGCUGCUCCGCCCUCUCCUCCGUCACCCUCCCUGCCAGCCUCACCUCCAUCGGCAGCAGCGCCUUCGACGGCUGCUCCGCCCUCUCCUCCGUCACCCUCCCCGCCGGCCUUACCUCCAUCAGCAGAGGCGCCUUCUACCGCUGCUCCGCCCUCUCCUCCGUCACCCUCCCUGCCAGCCUCACCUCCAUCGGCAGCAGCGCCUUCUACCGCUGCUCCUCCCUGACCCGCGCCACCGUGCCAGACACGGCCACCCUCGGCUACACGGCUUUCGAUUCUGAGACCACCGUCCUCCGCCUCCCGCCCGCAAAGAUGCGCUGGUACGAGGCGGUGGACGGGGCUCUGGCCUACAAGCGCUGCCGCCCCCUCCUCUACGGCUGGCUAGAGCGGGCCCAGACCAGGCUCGGCUCUUACGGCCCGGAUGGCGCGGCGCGCCAGCGCGACCGCGAGGAGUUCGAGGGCGACUUUGCGCACCUCGCGCUCCAUGCAGACUGA
Messenger RNA from Emiliania huxleyi CCMP1516, 1143 nucleotides. RefSeq lists its product as hypothetical. NCBI's taxonomy places the organism in Eukaryota, Haptophyta, Isochrysidales, Noelaerhabdaceae. Bases 1 to 1143 code for a protein of 380 amino acids. The record is from RefSeq and is a predicted model, not a curated record. The transcript has a single exon.